UCACGUCCCUGAACCGCAUAUUGAACAGGUGUGUUGGGCGAGGGCUACCGCAAAUAUUGCGCGUUUUAAAUACAAUUUUAACUAGCCUAUAUAAUAGUUUUAGAAAUGUUUCGAUGUUUUGACGUUUUAACAUCCCUGCAGGCAUGUAUCGCGGCUGUGCAGACGUGCGUGAAUCUGCGAAAUGAAGAGAAAAGAUCCUGCAAUCAGCAGCAUGCUCGAAUUGAGCGUGAGACGCACGUGCACAGAGUCCUCAUACUGGGUACUCCAGAGAGCGGCAAAAGCACAUUAAUCAAACAGAUGAAGAUCAUCUACAGCCAUGGCUUUACAAAACAAGAACUCAUCAGCUUCAAGCCUGCUGUGUUGGAUAACCUGCUGACAAAUAUGAAGUUUGUGCUGCAUGGCAUGGGAAUGCUGCGCAUUAAUUUGUCAAACAAGAAAAACAAGGCCCAUGCACGUGCCAUAUUGUCAUGUAAGUGUUGUGUAGGAGAGGAUAUGGAGCUGCUGCCAUUUGUGGCUCAUUCAUUCUGCAGUCUGUGGGGGGAUCUGGGCAUCAGGGCGGCAGUGGCCAGAGGCCACGAAUUCCAGCUCAAUGAUUCUGCACUAUAUUUUUUUGAGAACAUAAGUCGCAUCAUCGCACCAAACUACAUCCCCACUAAAACAGAUGUCCUCAGAGUGCGAGUAAGGACUCAUGGUGUCAUCGAAACCCAGUUCAAAGUCAACAACUCGCUGUACAGGCUAUAUGAUGUGGGUGGUCAUUGUUCAGAAAGAAAGAAGUGGUACAGUUAUUUCGACAAUGUCCAGGCAGUGCUGUUUAUGGUGGCUCUUAGUGGGUAUGAUCAAAACCUUGAUGAAAAUCAUUCCAAGAACCGUCUCCAUGAAAGCCUGGAGUACUUCAGAUCCACAUGUAACAGUGUGUUUUUCAGAGGAGCUUCUCUGGUUUUAUUUAUGAACAAAAUUGAUCUGUUUGCUGAGAAAAUACUGUAUUCUGGGAGACACCUGCGACUUUAUCAACCAGACUUCAAAGGGUCUGACUGUGAUGUGAGUUGUGCUGCUCAAUAUGUGACUGACCAGUUUGUGGCAUGCGCUACCACCUCAGGCAAGAUGGUGUACUCUCACUUCACCAAUGCCACAGACCCCUCCAGCGUACAUUAUGCCUUCCAGCUCACCAUGAGCACUAUUGUUAAACAUAACCUUCAAACAAUCUCACUUCUCUAAUUUUUUUUAUAUUCCCUUUUUUUUUUUUUUUUUUUUUUUUAUUUUUAACAAAAUUGCUUUUGUAAUGGAUCAUGAAAUCCAUAUAUAAAUGCAAUAUUUUU
This is a messenger RNA of Sinocyclocheilus anshuiensis, 1316 nucleotides long. RefSeq names its product guanine nucleotide-binding protein G(o) subunit alpha-like. Gene Ontology annotation, molecular function: G-protein beta/gamma-subunit complex binding; G protein-coupled receptor binding; GTPase activity. Gene Ontology annotation, biological process: adenylate cyclase-modulating G protein-coupled receptor signaling pathway. Lineage: Eukaryota; Metazoa; Chordata; Actinopteri; Cypriniformes; Cyprinidae. The coding region runs from base 106 to 1215 and encodes 369 amino acids. The record is from RefSeq and is a predicted model, not a curated record. The transcript is spliced from 10 exons. Gene Ontology annotation, cellular component: heterotrimeric G-protein complex; cytoplasm.